AUGGCUCAAUUCGUGACUCACAUACAGCCAACGCUGAUGGAGGCAUCGCAAGGUCAUGUACCGCAUCAUCAUGGCCAUCAGGUAGGGGUGCAGCAUUCGUCGCAUUUGCCACACAGUGGCCAUAAUAUGCCAUCGCCCCCCACCGCCCACAAUCAUCACCAGCACCAUCAUCACCAUGGAGGACAUGUCAACUCCUCCUCGCAUCACCAAUCUCAGUCGCAAUCGCAAUCUCAGUCGCAAUCACAUCAUCAUCAUCCAGAGCAGCAGCAGCAGCAACAACAUCAACAGCAGCAGCACCACAAAAAGUCACAUCAGUCGACGGGUCAUGGCAAUGCCAAGUCGCAUCCACAUCACAGUCCGCCAUCGUUGGUCUCCUCUCCUCCGGCGGAGCAUGUUGGCCACUACGACUACUUUCAGCAUCAGCAUGAGCUGACAUUUCAACAUGUUGGUACUGCUCCCGUUGCUGGUACUGGAACUGGUGCCACGCCCGGCAGCAACAACAAGCAUCACAAUAAGCAUGAACACUGUCCCACAGGACACCAGAGUGCGGGCGAUGGCAAUACUUCCUUCCUGCGAGCCGCACGUGCUGGCAAUUUGGAGCGCGUGCUGGAGCAUCUGAAAAACAACAUUGACAUCAACACCAGUAAUGCGAACGGUUUGAAUGCUUUGCAUUUGGCCUCCAAGGAUGGACACAUACAUGUUGUCUCGGAGCUGCUGCGUCGCGGGGCAAUUGUGGACAGUGCCACCAAGAAGGGCAACACCGCGUUGCACAUUGCCUCGCUGGCUGGACAGGAGGAGGUGGUGAAGCUGCUGCUGGAGCACAAUGCCUCCGUCAAUGUGCAGUCGCAGAAUGGUUUUACGCCUCUCUACAUGGCUGCCCAGGAGAAUCAUGAUGCCGUAGUGCGUCUGCUGUUGUCCAAUGGCGCCAAUCAGAGUCUUGCCACGGAGGAUGGAUUCACGCCACUCGCUGUGGCCAUGCAGCAGGGGCACGACAAGGUUGUUGCCGUGCUCCUCGAGAGCGACACACGUGGCAAGGUGCGUCUGCCGGCGUUGCACAUAGCUGCAAAGAAGGAUGACGUCAAAGCUGCUACGUUAUUACUGGAUAAUGACCACAAUCCGGACGUGACCUCCAAGUCGGGCUUCACGCCGUUGCACAUUGCCUCACACUAUGGCAACCAGAACAUUGCUAAUCUCUUGAUACAGAAGGGCGCCGAUGUCAACUACUCGGCCAAGCACAACAUCAGUCCGCUGCACGUGGCAGCCAAGUGGGGCAAGACUAACAUGGUCUCGCUGCUGCUGGAGAAGGGUGGCAACAUUGAGGCCAAGACCCGGGAUGGCCUCACCCCACUCCACUGUGCUGCCCGCUCCGGACAUGAGCAGGUCGUGGACAUGUUGCUGGAACGCGGUGCUCCGAUUAGCGCCAAGACCAAGAACGGUCUCGCUCCCUUGCACAUGGCUGCCCAGGGUGAGCAUGUGGAUGCCGCCCGCAUUCUUCUUUACCAUCGUGCCCCCGUUGAUGAGGUCACCGUCGAUUAUCUGACCGCACUGCAUGUGGCCGCCCACUGUGGACAUGUGCGGGUGGCAAAGCUCUUGUUGGAUCGCAAUGCCGAUGCCAAUGCUCGGGCUCUCAACGGAUUCACGCCCCUCCACAUUGCCUGCAAGAAGAACCGCUUGAAGGUCGUGGAGCUGCUGCUGCGUCAUGGGGCAAGCAUCAGUGCCACCACUGAGAGUGGACUCACUCCGCUGCAUGUGGCCGCCUUCAUGGGUUGCAUGAAUAUCGUCAUCUACUUGCUGCAACACGACGCCAGCCCGGAUGUGCCCACUGUGCGUGGUGAGACUCCAUUGCAUUUGGCUGCACGCGCCAACCAGACGGACAUCAUUCGCAUUCUUCUGCGCAAUGGCGCCCAGGUGGAUGCACGGGCUCGGGAGCAGCAGACGCCACUGCACAUUGCUUCGCGUCUGGGCAACGUUGAUAUUGUGAUGCUGCUGUUGCAACAUGGCGCUCAGGUGGAUGCCACCACCAAGGACAUGUACACAGCAUUGCAUAUUGCCGCCAAGGAGGGACAGGAUGAGGUGGCCGCUGUGCUGAUCGAGAACGGUGCCGCCUUGGACGCGGCCACCAAGAAGGGAUUCACCCCAUUGCAUCUGACCGCCAAGUAUGGUCACAUUAAGGUCGCCCAGCUGCUGCUGCAGAAGGAGGCGGAUGUGGAUGCGCAGGGCAAGAACGGAGUGACUCCGCUGCAUGUGGCAUGCCACUACAACAACCAGCAGGUGGCACUGUUGUUGCUGGAGAAGGGCGCCAGUCCACAUGCCACGGCCAAGAAUGGACACACUCCGUUGCACAUUGCGGCCCGAAAGAACCAGAUGGACAUUGCAACCACUUUGCUGGAGUACGGAGCCCAGGCGAAUGCCGAGAGCAAGGCUGGAUUUACGCCUUUGCAUCUGAGCAGCCAGGAGGGACAUGCCGAGAUCUCGAAUCUCUUGAUCGAGCACAAGGCUGCCGUCAAUCAUCCGGCCAAGAAUGGAUUAACACCCAUGCAUCUGUGUGCUCAGGAGGAUAAUGUUAAUGUCGCUGAGAUUCUGCAGCGCAAUGGCGCCAACAUCGACAUGGCCACCAAAGCGGGUUACACGCCACUCCAUGUCGCCUCUCACUUUGGCCAGGCGAACAUGGUGCGUUUCCUGUUGCAGAAUGGUGCUAACAUCGACAUGGCCACCAAGGCCGGUUACACUCCUCUCCAUCAGACCGCCCAGCAGGGUCAUUGCCAUAUUGUCAACCUACUCCUGGAGCACAAGGCGAAUGCCAAUGCCCAGACCGUGAAUGGACAGACGCCACUUCACAUUGCCCGCAAGCUGGGCUACAUUAGUGUCUUGGAUUCCCUUAAAUCCAUUACCAAGGAGGAUGAGGCAGCUGCUGCUCCGGCUCAGGCCGAAGAAAAGUACCGUGUGGUUGCUCCUGAGGCGAUGCACGAGUCCUUCAUGUCCGAUUCGGAGGAAGAAGGCGGCGAAGACAAUAUGCUAUCAGAUCAACCUUAUCGCUAUUUGACCGUUGAUGAAAUGAAAUCCCUAGGAGAUGACUCUCUACCCAUUGAUGUGACACGCGAUGAGCGCAUGGACUCCAAUCGGAUGACCCAAAGUGCUGAGUAUGCCAGCGGUGUACCGCCCACAAUUGGCGAGGAGAUGAUCAGUCCACACAAGGCACAGGUCUAUGGCUCCUCGCCCAAGGCCACCGUCGAUGGUGUCUACAUUGCCAAUGGCAAUGGCAACGAUGAGCCACCCCAUGUGGGUCGCAAACUGAGCUGGAAGAGCUUCCUGGUCUCAUUCCUGGUGGAUGCCCGGGGUGGUGCCAUGCGUGGUUGCCGUCACAGCGGUGUGCGUAUGAUCAUUCCAUCGCGCUCCACCUGUCAGCCGACGCGGGUGACCUGUCGCUAUGUGAAGCCUCAGCGCACCAUGCAUCCGCCGCAGUUGAUGGAGGGCGAGGCUUUGGCCAGUCGCGUCCUGGAGCUGGGACCCUGCUCGACCAAGUUCAUUGGACCCGUGGUCAUGGAGGUGCCACACUUUGCCUCGCUGCGUGGCAAAGAGCGUGAGAUCAUCAUACUACGUUCGGAUAAUGGAGAAACCUGGAGGGAGCACACCAUUGAUAAUUCCGAGGAGAUUAUACACGAUGUUAUGCAGCAAUGUUUUGAACCGGAGGAAAUUGCUCAACUGGAGGAGCAGGCUGGCAAUCAUGUCUGUCGCUUUGUCACCUAUGAUUUCCCACAGUACUUUGCCGUCGUAUCGCGUAUACGCCAGGAGGUACAUGCGAUUGGGCCCGAGGGUGGCAUGGUAUCCAGCACUGUGGUGCCACAGGUGCAGGCCGUGUUCCCGCAAGGCGCUCUUACCAAGAAAAUCAAAGUUGGCUUACAGGCCCAACCGGUUGAUCCCGAUCUAACUGCUAAGCUCCUGGGUCGCGGGGUCGCCGUCUCGCCGAUUGUAACGGUUGAGCCGCGACGUCGAAAGUUCCACAAGGCCAUCACACUGAGCAUGCCCGCCCCGAAGGCGCACAGCCAGGGUAUGAUCAAUCAGUAUUCGGGCAAUACGCCAACUCUCCGUUUGCUGUGUUCAAUAACAGGCGGACCGUCCCGAGCCCAAUGGGAGGAUGUUACCGGCUCCACACCGUUGACUUUUGUCAACGAUUGCGUCUCAUUCACGACCACAGUCUCAGCCCGGUUCUGGCUAAUGGAUUGCCGUAAUAUUUCUGAUGCAACCAAAAUGGCAACAGAGCUAUACAAGGAAGUCAUUCACGUCCCCUUCAUAGCCCGAUUUGUGGUCUUUGCCAAGAAGAUAGAACCCUUCGAGGCUCGCCUGCGUGUCUUCUGCAUGACCGACGAUCGUGAGGAUAAAACACUCGAAAAGCACGAACUUUACACCGAGGUGGCCAAGAGCCGUGAUGUAGAGGUGCUCGAAGGCAAGCCGCAGUAUAUUGAAAUGGCUGGAAAUCUUGUGCCUGUUACCAAAUCCGGCGAUCAGUUACAGCUGCAGUUUAAAGCCUUCCGCGAGAAUCGCCUGCCUUUCACGGUGCGUGUAAAGGAUCAACAUGCGGAUAUUGUGGGCCGCACUCUGUUCAUGAAGGAGCCCAAAGUGGCCAAGGGAGAGCAACCCCAGCAACCCAUCUGCAUUCUCAAUAUCGUACUGCCAGAAGCGGUAAUACCCGAUUCGACAACAGCAUUCUCAGAACGUGUCACCUCUGCUUAUCGUACCUCGUUGUUCAGCUUGAGCAAGCAUCAAAAUGAUCAUUAUAUUGGGGACAUACGCAUUGUGGAUCUUUCCAACCUGUUGGGCAAAGACUGGAUACAGCUGGCACCAGAGAUAGGCAUCACACCGGAUGAAAUCGAUGAGAUAAUUAAUCACAAUACCGAUAGUAUUGCGAGACAGGCGCAGAGCAUGAUUCGACUAUACAAAGAUAAGCCCAACUAUGAUAUUCUGGCUCUAGAAACAGCGUUAAAGAACAUUGGAAGGGACGACAUCAUGAAAAAGUGCAAGAGUGGGAGACUAUCGCAUUCACGCGAGUUCGAUGAGGCAGAUCUCAUGAAGAACUCUGAAUCUGUAGAGGAGCUGGUGCGCAGAGAAAGCAAGCGAAUCCAGCAAAUCAAUGAACGCGAAGAGGUUAAGUACUCUGCCGAGGAGAAAGAAAUUGAAGAGUCCGAGUCCGAUGAGGAACAAGCCAAACGAACGGUUGCAGAACGUCGAGAGAAGAUUGUCAAGCGUCUUUCGAUGGAGCGCUCUAUACCUGCCUCAACCCAGAAAAAGGAGAUCACACGUGAGAUAACCGAAAUCAAGCGAAAGAGUUUGAUUGAAGAUAAGAAGGCACAUCACGAGUCGGAGAUUCUAAUGCAGCUACCCGCCGACAAUGUCAUCAUCAAGACUGCGGCUGUCCCUGAGCAGGUUAUAAAAAUGAAGAUGGGUAAAUUGGAUUCCACAGAAGUGAGCAAAACCGAUUUUGACAAGGAGUUAACGCACAAGUUGAGAACUUCCGGACGCAGCUCUGAGGAAGAAGAGCAGCACUCUCCAGACAAGGUCGAUAAGAUUAUUCAAGACAUUAGCACCGCUGAAAAGACAUCGAAAGAUACGGCAACCACAAGUCGAAUAGCUUCCAUUACCCGACAGGAAGCAAAAGAUAUGACCGAGGACUUCUUGGAGUUUGAGAAACGCAGCCAACUUCCAGCUGAAACGACAACAACCACAACGACAACAGUCCAUGAGAAAUUCGAUGAGGAGGUCAGAGAGAAGUCCAGUCCAAUAGCAUCGAUGCCACAGGAAACUAUUAAGGAGGUCGAACAGGUUAUCAGCGAGGUAACUGAGACAGCCAGCAAGAAGGUCGAAAAUAUCAUAAGUUCCUUUGAGACUGGCAAACAGGAGAUCAAGGAGAAGAGCACAGAGAUUCUCUCUGAGACAACGAAGGUUACCGAGACCAUAAAGCAUCUUCAAGAUGCACAGUCAAUGGCCACAGACCAGAUUGCCAAAACUAUCGAAUUAGUCGAGAGCUCAAAAAUUGAUGAGAAAAUUGCUGAUUUCGAAGCCAAAAAGGUUAAAUACGAUUUCCAUGGCGGAGAGCCAAAGACGCAAAUUCCCAAAUUCGUAAAGAAACCCAGCGAAGAACCAUUGAAGCCCACAGCGGCACCUCGAGCCAUGGCCGAAGCAGAGUUCGAGAAACCAUCUGAAGCUAAGUUGGAAAAGUCACUUUCCAAAAUACCAGUUAAGGCUGGAGAAGCCGCCAAGAUUGCUGAAGUAGAUGCAAGAAAAUUGACUCAAGAUUUCCUGCAAUCUGAACAGAAGGCGCAGCUUGCAGCUCAGCCUCCAGUCGAGCCUAAGACAGCUCCAGCUGCAAGUAAGAUUCCCAAAGUAGAGCCCAGAAAAUCUGUAGAGAAAGAGACCAAAGUCUCGGAAGAUGUAGUCGAAUCUACUACCAUUUUGAUGUCUGAAAUGGUCACCGAAAUGCCGAAGGAACAACCGGAAAUUUUUGCCAAGGCCGAAGCUGUGACUGAGAAAAUCCAUGAUUUGAUUGACACAUUUCACACACUAGAGGAGAAAGUGAAAACAGUUAAAAAGCCCGAAGAAAUAGUUAGCAAAAUCGAAACGACUUUGAUCUCCGAUGAACAGAAACAGCCCAAGGAAGAUAAGGUGGCAGAAAAGGUAGCCGAUGUUGUCGAAACAUUCCACAAAAUUGAGGAGAAAAUGGUGAUUGAUAGUCGCAAGCAAACUCAUGAUUUCCUCAGCAUGGAACAACAAAGUCAACUGCCAAGUAUGCCCCAAACAUCAGAGAAGAUUAUCAUAUCUAGUCAGACAUCAACGACUUCUGAACCGGAAUCUGUAAUCUCUGUGAUUCCAGCGUCUCCUGCAAGUAAAAUUCCGCAGCCAACCACAACUUCUGAGUCGGAAUCAGUGAUUUCUACAGUUCCAGCAUCUCCUGCUAGUAAAAUACCUCAGCCAGCAACAACUUCUGAGUCGGAUUCUGUAAUUAUAGCAAAGUCAGCUUCUCCAGCUAGUAAAAUUCCGCAACCAUCAACAGCUACUGAACCGGAAUCAGUAAUCUUUGUAAUGCCAGCAUCUCCUGCUAGUAAAAUUCCCCAGCCAUCAACAAAAUCUGAAACAGACUCAUUAAUCUCUGUAAAAUCAGCUUCACCAGCUAGUAAAAUUCCCCAACCAUCAACAAUAUCUGAAACAGAACCAGUAAAGUCAGCACAUCAAGCAAGUAAAAUUCCAGUGGUUGAACCAAGAAAGUCACUGGUGGAGGAAACAACUAAGACAGCACCACAGAAAGUGCAACCACUGAAUGAACGUCAGCUUACUGAGGACUUUCUAAACAUGGAGCAACAAACUCAGCUGCAAUCUCAGCCCGUGAAGAGCACAUUCACAGAAUUGAUAGCAGCCACAGCCAGUAUUGAAACGACAAUCUUGCCCGAAAUUCUACAGUCCACAGAGACUGCCAAGGCACCUACAGUUAUUGACAAGUUUGAAUCUAAAGUCACUGAAACUAUGCCAGAAUCUGAAUUGAAGCUCGUUUCCGGCGAUGGCAUUGAAUCGGCGGCACCAAUUGGAGAAGUGUCACCAUUUGCCACUUGCAAGUUGACCGCCGAUUUUCUGGCCAUGGAAAAACAGUGUCAACUCCCCAGCGAAACUGUGCCGAUAAGAGAGACCAUCAAGGACGAAGGACUUAUUGCACCACUCUCCAUUGAGCCACGAAAGUCUCUCACAGAUGCCGAGUUCUGCAAAUAUGUAGGCGAUACUAUUACCAAAAAGAUGAGCGAGGGUUUAAUUGAAAUGACUGAUGAGCUCAAAAAAAUCGCGAGCGACAUCCCAGACUCCCAAACUCCACCACCAACACCGAGUGAUAACAAAACAGAUAAGCAAAAUGAAGAGCCCGAGAUUGGCAGCUUAGAGCGUGAUUAUCUAGCCGACACUGUGACCACAUUGCACUCGACCACAGAGUCGACAUUUGAACGUGUCUCUGCCAUUUCGACAAUUGAAGGCCUUACAAAAACUACAAUUGGACCAUCCUCCAUUCAGCAUACAGUUAAAAUUUCUCAACAAAUUGAAACAGGCGGCGAUACGGGUAUACAACCAAUCUCAACAGAUACCACUCCCAUACCACCGUCGUCAACAGCAGCUGAAUCUGUGGUCGAAACCAAUACAAUUACGACCACCAGCCACGACACACCCACACCAAAACCUCGCGUACUCAAAGCAAGCUCCCCCGUCUCCGUCUCCGAAGGCACUGAUAGCACCACCAUUCCAACUCAAGUGCAACAACCCGACUUACCGAUCGAUAUAAGUAUUGAUGCCGCCACACCAGUUCCGAAACCACGUGCUCCUAUGAAGCACACUGAUCAGUUUGAGAACCUAGCUGCCUUGGGAGAGCAAUCCGAUAGCAUUAGUCUACGUAGCUUAGAUUUUACAGAGGAACUUUCUAAAACAGACGAACCCUCCACGGAGCUGUCAAUUCGAUCCCAACAACGCGAUGUUGUCACAACCACUGCAACUACAACUGCCUCUGAGGAUCACACGGAAAGUUUCGAGCCCACUAGUGAAAUUUCAGUGGACGAUGCAGAUACUGAGAAAUCCGAAGGUCUCGAGAAAACAACUAGCUUUUACAUAGGGGAAUCAAGUCGAAAUGUGAUUAUCAAGACAUCAACAAAGUCACCAAGUCUGACUCCACAGGAUGAAGAGGCUAAGAUUAUUGAAGCCAAAGACAUAUGCUUGAUGAAGGAGUUUUCCGUUGACUCCGAUGAAGCUAAUGACGCAUUCAAAGAGUAUGUAACCAUGAAACCCGAUGAUCCCCUUGCACUAGACAGCAAAAUAGUCCGACAGGGAUCGGAAACCCGAAACGAUAUCUUGGAAUUUGAAAAUGCUGACAAGGACAAGUCCACCGAUGCUAAACUUUCGAAAGUAACCACCGAGGAAAGCCUUACCACAUCAACCGGCUCAAGUGGUCGUGCUGUCAUUGAGGUGGCACCUUCAAGCAGCGAAGAUCCCGAUGAAUCCAGCAAAGAGAUCCCUGAAAUAGUCAACACAAUUGUUGAAAAGCAAGAGAAAUUUGAGCUACCGCUGGAGAAAAGCGAGUGGGAAAUAUCUGAGAAGGAAAUUCCGACAGCGAGUAAGCCAAAGGUACUACAUUCGCCACAACAACCACAAGGAUCAGUUACCAAAAGCAUUAUUGAUGAUGUAAUUGUGGGUCCACCCAUUUCUGAAGUCCAGGAAACUACAGAAAUACUUAAGAAAGAAUUUAAGCUUAGCACAGAGUCUCAAGGCUUUACAGUUGGAUCUGAGAGUGAGGAUCUGUCAUCCUUUAUAGGAAUACCCGAACUUCAAGCCUCUACAAUAGAUAGCACCCAGCCACCCGAGGGACUAUUCGAUACCACAAUCAAGGAGACGUUGAACAAACAAGCAGCUAUGGCUCAUUAUGCCAAGGAUAUGUUUGGCCAAGUGGAACGACGAGAUGAUCAUGGCUCCCUAGGAUUCGUUUCUACAGGCACAGCUGAGGAUUUUAGCUCCAUGGAGGAGCAUUUAGCGAAGGAAGAACAAGGCUCACUUGGCUUCAUUUCCACUGAAACCGCUGAGGACUUUAGUUCAAUGGAGGAUUAUUACACGGAAAGACUAGCGACUGCUUCAGUAGUCGCUGAAGAAAGCAUUGCAGAUAAAUCUACGGGCAGUGCUUUUGAAGAAGUGAUCUCGGAUCAGAGUAUUAAACCAGUUGACUUGGUGGUACAUCGCAUUAAAACUGAUUCGUCCCCGGAUUCCAUAAACCGUUGGUCCAUUCCAGAUGUGGACAAUUCCAGCUCAAGUGAUAGCUAUCACAAGAGUUUCGAGAAGACACAAAGUCGUCCCCUUUCAUCCGAUGUAGAAAACUUGCUCACUGGAACAGGAACAUCAAGUGACUACCAAACUGCAAGGGACUUUACACCUUCAACCUGUCGAGAUGGCACCGAGUAUGUGAGUGCAGUGAGUACUUUGGGCAGCAGCAGCGGCAAGUCUAUCAGCUCACAUGAGAGCAUGCGCAGUUUGGACUCACAGUCGGAAACCUCAGCUAAUCUGGCAAGCAUUGAUGUAUCUGAACUGUCAGAGACUUUGGUGGCUUCAUCAACUGAAGCAGAUGCCCUAGAGGCUGAAGAAAUGGCACGCCUCCACGAUUUACGGGCAGAUGACGAUGACAGCGAUGAAAGCCUGGACAUGAUAGCUUCAUCAUAUCCCAGUGCAGAGCAGCAAAGCUUAAUGAAGCGUUCACAGGAAAUGAUUUUCAAGCCGAAAUCCGAGUCCGAAGUUUUGCCUCAACAACAAUCCACUGAAGCAAUGCAGAUUGAAGAAUAUCCCAAGCCAAAAGAAGCAGAGCGAACUUGGGGUCUAGCUUAUCCUAUUGAAGAAAAGGAAGGCAUGGUUGAUAGUCCCAGGGAUAGCGAUAAAGGUGAAGAUAUUCUGCUUUACCACAGCGAUCCAAGGCGUUCAAUUGAUGAGUCCAAGCUAGCAUCAAGCCUUGAUGAGGGAAGCAUACUCUCUGUCAGCAUGUCGAGUACUUCCAAUAUUGACACAGUUGUUGAAAACUUUGGAGAUAUUAUCGGAUCUGCAGGAUCAUCUUCGUUGACAGGCAUUGAAGGCUUCCAGUAUGGUCACGAUGAGAUGGUGCCAUCCGCUUCAUUACCUGAGGAUACUACAUUCGUAUUGGAGAUGGAUAGCAAGGAGCACUCGCCCCAAGAUUCGAAUGCCAGUACUCCCCCUGGAGGUGAAUCAAAGCGUCGAGGUCAUAAGAGAAACGAAAGUACCACAAUUUCGGGAGAUGCCUUGAAAAACUUAGAUAAGGAGGCACCAUCUCAAGGCGAAGGAAAGGAAUCGGAAAGCGAGUCUGAUACAGAUCCCUAUGAAUCGGAAUAUGCUCGACAGUUCCGUUCGCCAAAGGAACGCAAGAACAAGAAAAAGAAACAAGCUGCAGCGGAAAUGGAUCACAGUGCCGAGCUGGAGAAACGUCCAUUUACACCAUCUCAACUGGUUGCCGAGGUGAUUGUUGAGGAUGCUACAGAGGAACUCGAGGCUGAAGCAGCCAUGAUUGAAGAGCGCCGACCAUCGCAGAACAUGCAAGAUUAUUCUAAGAUUCCUGAUAUUAUGGUAACCGAGGAUGUCAAGUCCCCGAUAGAAGAGGAAACUGAUGAAUAUCCUGAAAAGAGCCUGUACAAAGUGCGCACUGAGGAGGAGCUGAAUAAAGCUAGUGAUGUUGACGUCUAUCAAGCCAAGGCCGAAGAGAAGGAACUAGACUUCCAAAGACGUGUCCAGGAACAGUACAAGCAGAAACUCGAAGAACUUAAACGCGCAGAAGUCGGUGCCGAUUACGAUGAUCAGAGAGCAGCUGAUUCUCCGGACUCCUUCGAAAUGGUCGAGCAGCCAGAUAUCUCCGAUGAAUUUGUCAUCAUCGAGGAAGUGGCCAAGGAAGCCAAUGAGGUGGACCUAGGUGGCAAGAGCAUUAAAAUAAAGCCAACGAAAUACGAGCAGAAGCACGAUGAGGAUGUUGAGAAGAUCAUCAUCAAAUCAGCACCAGCUGACCCCAAACUCGGCUCCCAAUUGUACAAGGAUGAUCUCAACUUUGAGUUUGAGGAAAGUCCUCCAACGGGAGCAAGCAGCAGCAGUGAGCAGCAGGAGGAAAGCGAUUCGAGCGACACAACAGCAGCUAACAAGCGUUGGGUUGAGAUGCAGUUGACGGAUACUCAACUACGUUAUCCCUACGAUCUCACAGGUGCAGUGCUGGAGGACAUCAAGGAGGAGGAUGGAGAAUUCGAGGUGGGCAGCAGUCGCAUUAGCAGCUUCAAGGAUUCAUUCUCGAGCACACCCGAAUACGAUCUGGCAGCUCGUCGUUAUCAUUCGCGAGGCGAGCACGACGAUGUGUCCAUGAGCAGUCUGCAGGAGUUCGAGUCCCUGGAGCAGGCCAUUUCCCUGGAGAACCGAAAUCGCACCCACCAAGGCUCCACGGACUCAAGUAACGGCAGCUUCACUCGUCGCUAUAUGGUUAGGCACAGUGGCAGCGGCACAGCACCCGGCGAUGAUGUGUCUAUAUCCAGUCUAAAGGACUUUGAGGGUCUGGAGAAUGCCUGCAUUGAAGCGCACCUUAUUGAGAUCAAGGCCAAGGAGGAGGCAGCCUUGCUCUCACGCUCAGAUGAAUCCAACAAAUCGAACAGUAGUGAGAAUGGUGCUGCCGGAAAUGUGGUUGUCACCAAAGUUACACGCACCAUCACCAGGACCGAGGUUGUGCCCACAGGUCAAUCGGAAAAUCUGGAACUUUUGCUCAAACAAAAAUUGGAACGGGAAGACUUUGAUGCCAAGGGAGGCAGUAGUACAGUCAAGGUUACUGAUAUAACAAGCACAGAGCUAGAUACAAAGUCGAAGAUUGAUAGCCAGGAUUCUGAAAAGGAUAGCAUCGAUAGCAUGGAGAUCAGGAGUCACGACAUGAUGACCAGCAGCAUGGAGAGCUUCGAUAUAUCCAAGGAUGCCACAACGCGAUCGGACAUUGAUUCCCUGGAAAUUGAUAAGCGACAUUCGCGACAGGAAAGCAUCGAAUCUUUCGGAGAUGAGCAGCUGGAUCUCAUGUCCAAGUUUGUCAGCGGAGGUGGUGUUACAUUAGGAGAUGGUCUGACUACCACCACAACGACAACAACCACGAGCACGGAUGCCGAUGGCCAAGAACACACCGUUACCCGCGUGAUAACCACAACGACAAGUUCUGGUGGCGGUGGAAUUCAAGAAUUACCUCUGGAUGAGAGCAGCAUGUCCAAGGACAUAUCUGUAGAUUCUCUCAACCUGUUAAUAGAGCAAACCACCAGAGCGGGCACCACAGCAACCAAUAGAGCGGGCACCACAGCCACGUAUCAGACCAGCGCUGGUAACUCGCAGAUGUCGGGAAGCGUUACAAGCUGCGCUUCUAGUACGUUAAUGGAGGAUUCAUUCCCUGGUGUGGGUGGCAUGUCGUCGUCACAAAUGUCGGCCAGUUUCUGGUCACAUGAUGAGUCCACGGUGGUUGAGGAUGAGGACCUAAAGCAACAACAACGCCAGUAAGGAUGACAAGUUGAGAAUUAAUUUUAAAAGGGGCUUGAACAAUGACUAAGAAUAUUUGGCUAGACAUGAAGUCCCAGUAAGGAUGACAUCGAAAGCGCAACCUUGAUAUGGACCACGAUUAACCAUGAAACACUGGAUGAAUUACCAACAAGAACAUCAUCACCAAGUUGAUACGUCACUGAUUUGGACACAACACGAACUUGAUUAUUGAUAAAUACAGAAAACUAGCAAAAUUUGUCAUUUUUUCAUCAAUAUAAACAUUUUAAAUGAAUUUAAAAUGCAUACAUGAGUUUUUAAAAAAACUAAUAUAUAUAUUUUAUAUAUUUAUAAAAACUAUAAAAUCGCAAAAUUGAUAUUGAACACGGCAAGCAUUCGCUGUUUCGCAUUUUCUAUAAUUGGCUUUAAUAAGUAUUUAAAAAUGAAUGAAAAACUUAAAAAAAUAUAUAUAUAAAUAUGGAAACAAUUUUUGUGCUGAUCGCGUUGUAAUAAUGGAAUGCAAAAUUAAUCUUUGCUUUUAAUUUGAUGUAGUUAUACUUACUUUUAUGUACGUACUUAUUAAAUAAAUCGCUUAUUAUUGUAGUUUAAUUUAAGCAAAAUAUACAAGUGCAUAUGUAAAGAGCAAGUACGUAGUCAAGGCCUGGGAAGUGAAAUGCUUUUAAAGUCUCAUUUUUUACAAGAACCAAGCAAAUUUUUACGCUUGCAUAUUUUAAUGAGAAAUAUACAUACAUAAAUACCUACAUAUACAA
This is a messenger RNA of Drosophila innubila, 13811 nucleotides long. Its product is annotated as ankyrin-2. NCBI's taxonomy places the organism in Eukaryota, Metazoa, Arthropoda, Insecta, Diptera, Drosophilidae. Gene Ontology annotation, biological process: signal transduction. Gene Ontology annotation, molecular function: protein binding. The record is from RefSeq and is a predicted model, not a curated record.